CAUCAGUAAACUUAUGCACAACCGACCGAUCAGUGAUCGAUAUCCACUGACAGGCAGGAAACCGGAAGUCGGCGGUGUGUCGGUAAUAACUAUAUAAUAAGGUUAUACUAGGACAUCAACCAUAAAGCUGAAGGCGCACGCACACAGGAAGUUACGUGAUUAAACGUUCGGGGCUGAUGAGAGAUUUUUUAACUGAGUUUGUUUCCUCCUCAGUGUGGGGCAAACUGAGGCCCCGGGCCUCUGGAGCCCCUGAUCCGGCUCUCCUGUCACCGAGUGCCACUGUGAGUGGGGUUAAACUGAGCUGGGCGCACACAGCUAAUUAGUGAGCUUUCAUCAUCUCUGAGACAUCGCAGUGAAUCAGCCCGCGGCCAGCCACGCCCCCUUUCUACAUACAGGAAAGAUGCUCACCUGGCGUAGAGGACCUGACAGGAAGUGAGGCAAGAAGCAUCUUUGCAGUCAUUCGAUCAGCGUGCCAUCCUGUGAUUGGAGGGUUUAUGGUUUGACCUACGCUGUGAUGUCAGAGAGCUGUACGUGUGAGAUGUGUCUGUAAAGUUGUUUGAUUACAAGACAGAAGCCUUAAAACAAAGACAAACUGUGACGAUAUCACCGGAUGACGGCUCUGAUUGACUCGCAGAUCGGGAUCUGGUGUAAAUGGUUUAACGCAAUCUCUCUGACCGUGGGGUGACAUCACAGUUUGGCCCCACCCCUUCCGUGACACACUAAUCACUGAUCGGCAGAGCAGCUUGCCUUCUCAGUGGGCGGAGCCUCCAGUCAGCUGUGAUGGCAUGUCAGGGAAUGAAUCGGACACCUGCUCGCUGACGGUGGGCUCAACUGUCUCAGGUGUGUGAGCUGUGCUGACCUUGGCGGCGAUGGCUCUGAUCGAAGGCGUCGGGGAUGAGGUGACGCUGCUGUUCGCCACUCUGCUGGUGCUGACAGUGCUGCUGCUCGCCUGGAUCUCUACCCGCACGUCUGAGCCUCCAGAACACCUGUUUGCAGGCCCCGCCCCCUCGCAGAGGACUGAACACAGCCAUCAAGACACGGCCCCUUCAUCCACCACCACCACCCCCUUAUCCUCAUCCUCCUAUCCACUAUCUUCACCCUCCACCUUUUCCAUGGCCUCAUCUUCACCUUCCUCUGUGGGUGACAGCUUUCUGACAGAGGCCCCACCCCCACCAGAGGAUGAACAGGUGGGAGGAGAUGGCGUGAGGAGCAGAGGAGGGGAGGGUGUGGCGUCUCAGAGGAACAUGGUGGUCAGGCUCAAAUUCCUCAACGACACAGAGAGAACGGCGCAGGUCAAACCGCAGGACACCAUUGGGUACAUCAAGAGGACCUACUUUGCGGGGCAGGAGCAUCAGGUGCGCCUCAUCUAUCAGGGCCAGCUGCUGCAGGACGACGCGCGGACGCUCGCCUCGCUGAACCUCGCCCAUAACUGCGUCCUGCACUGCCACAUCUCGCAGCAUGCAGCGCGGGCGGCGGCGGGGGGUCCACGACCUGCUGACCAGGUGCGGGUGGCGCUGAACGUGGGCAGCCUGAUGGUGCCGUUACUCGUGCUCAUGCUGUCCGUGCUGUGGUACUGCCAGAUCCAGUACCGCCAGUUCUUCACCGCCCCGGCCACUGCCUCGCUGGUCGGGGUCACCAUCCUCCUCAGCCUGGUGGCCUUUGGCGUCUACCGCCGCUAACUGCGCUCCCAUUGGCCGGUGGUGGGGGGAAAGGACGCUAAGUGCAGUUAAUGUUUGUUUCUGUUGCCAUGGAGACGCCGAGCAAACAGGGACUCUGAUCGUCAUUAGAUCACGUUUGUCUUCAUCUUCAUCAUCAGCGUGCCUCUUUGAUGUGUGUGGGAGGCAGCGGUGCUGAUGCACCUGUCUGCCUCACCUGUGCGUGUGUGUGAGAGAUGCAGGUGUUUCUGAUUUCAGCUUUUGGACAAAAUCUAUUAAACCUUUAAUUUAU
Archocentrus centrarchus (flier cichlid) is the source of this 1947-nucleotide messenger RNA. It is a transcript of the gene tmub1, whose product is annotated as transmembrane and ubiquitin-like domain containing 1. Gene Ontology annotation, biological process: ERAD pathway. NCBI's taxonomy places the organism in Eukaryota, Metazoa, Chordata, Actinopteri, Cichliformes, Cichlidae. The coding region runs from base 870 to 1679 and encodes 269 amino acids. Gene Ontology annotation, molecular function: protein binding. The transcript is spliced from 3 exons. The record is from RefSeq and is a predicted model, not a curated record.